This is a messenger RNA of Ricinus communis (castor bean), 2105 nucleotides long. RefSeq names its product glucose-6-phosphate/phosphate translocator 1, chloroplastic. The transcript has 5 exons. Gene Ontology annotation, biological process: transmembrane transport. NCBI's taxonomy places the organism in Eukaryota, Viridiplantae, Streptophyta, Magnoliopsida, Malpighiales, Euphorbiaceae. Gene Ontology annotation, cellular component: Golgi apparatus; membrane. The coding region runs from base 509 to 1687 and encodes 392 amino acids. Gene Ontology annotation, molecular function: antiporter activity; phosphoglycerate transmembrane transporter activity; triose-phosphate transmembrane transporter activity. The record is from RefSeq and is a predicted model, not a curated record.
UAGAGAGUUUGUUUUCAAAUGGGAAAAGUAAAGCAAUGAUCAAAAAAGAACAAUUAAAAGAAAAUAUUUUUAUGCAUAAAAGAUCUAUUCACAUGAUCGUUCGGUAACAUCUGUUUAUCUUUUUAGGACUGAGAUUUCAGAGUCGCCUUCUUGUUGCUCCCUCUUCUUUCUCUCUCUACCCACCAAACUUUGUUAUAUUUUUUCUAAAUAAAAAAUUAAAACUUUGACAGGCCAAGAAUAUUUAGUACUGUACUUCAUAGUUAGUGCCGCGAUACCAUAUUGAUCUUGUUGUUCUUUUUCAGUUUUGUUAUUCUGGGUUUUCUUUAUUUGUAUCAAGAUCUUGUUUUCUUCACCUGUUCACAUAAGAAGUGUCACAAAAAUACUACCUUUUUAUUUAUUUCUUGAUCUUGAAUUUUGAUUGUCACGUUUUGAGAUUGUUUUGAUCAAUUUUGAGUCUUACCCAGCAAACCCUUUUGGAUUUUGAGUUAGAAAGUCGAGUUCUUGCAUCAUGAUUUGCACUAUUAAGCAAUCUGUUGUAACACCAACGAUCAAUGGAUCUGAUGCAAUUUUUCGUAGAAAAGUUCAACCACCAACAAGAGGAUCUUUGUUUUUGCCAUCACUUUCAAUUCAAAAGAGCCAAAGAUCACUUCUUUCAUUGUCAAAACCUUUACAUGUCUCUUCAAUUGAAUCAUCUUUUGCAGUUCCUUCAAAGGAAUCAUCAUUGAUCACAUGCAAAGCUUAUGAGGCAGAUAGAUCACAGCCAAUAGACACGACGGAGGGGAAAUCAGAAGCUGCAAGGAAGGUUAAAAUUGGGAUUUAUUUUGCAACAUGGUGGGCUUUGAAUGUUGUGUUUAAUAUUUAUAACAAGAAGGUUUUGAAUGCAUUUCCGUAUCCCUGGUUGACCUCUACGCUUUCACUUGCUUGUGGAUCUCUUAUAAUGUUGAUUUCAUGGGCUACAAGAAUUGCUGAGGCACCUAAGACUGAUUUUGAGUUUUGGAAGACACUGUUACCUGUUGCUGUGGCACAUACAAUUGGGCAUGUAGCUGCAACAGUAAGCAUGUCAAAGGUUGCAGUUUCAUUUACCCAUAUCAUUAAGAGUGGUGAACCCGCUUUCAGUGUCUUGGUUUCAAGGUUCCUGUUGGGUGAAACCUUCCCUCCUGGUGUCUACUUGUCUCUUCUUCCAAUUAUUGGUGGUUGUGCACUUGCUGCUGUUACUGAGCUCAACUUCAACAUGAUUGGUUUUAUGGGAGCCAUGAUCUCCAACUUGGCAUUUGUUUUUCGGAACAUAUUUUCAAAGAGGGGCAUGAAGGGGAAAUCUGUCAGCGGGAUGAACUACUAUGCUUGCCUCUCUAUUUUGUCUCUUUUAAUUCUCACACCUUUUGCUAUUGCUGUGGAGGGACCGCAGCUGUGGGCAGCAGGAUGGAAAACUGCUGUCUCUCAGAUUGGACCGCAUUUUGUAUGGUGGGUGGCAGCCCAAAGUGUGUUCUAUCAUCUGUACAACCAAGUGUCAUACAUGUCCUUGGAUGAGAUCUCUCCCUUGACAUUUAGCAUUGGGAACACCAUGAAACGAAUAUCUGUUAUAGUCUCCUCCAUUAUCAUUUUCCACACGCCCGUCCAACCAGUCAAUGCUCUUGGAGCUGCUAUCGCAAUCCUCGGGACCUUCUUAUAUUCACAGGCAAAGCAGUGAUAAUGAUGGGCAAUUAAGAUAUUCAUCAUGUAACCUAAACGAUGAUGAGUAGAGAGAAUUGUGCGAAGAAGAGGUUCGGCGUAGGGUUGAUAAUUGCAGUGUUUGAAGAUCCACGACUGCUGGUUUUUGGCUGAAUGAGCUAGCAGUAUCUUUCUUGUAGAUAAUAAUAAUAAUAAUCAAUAAUGGUGGACAUUGCUCUUAUACAUUAGUUAGGCUGAGGAGAAAAUGUUGGAAUAAACACUUGGAUAAAUAUGUCAUCCAGAGGUUGUCUUUUUUGAUAACAAACAUGAAAUAGUAUUUGAGAUUGCUAUGAAUGUUUAUUUCCAUUUCUUGCCCUAGGAAGAGGUAUGCCAUCCUCCUAUACUUUUGAAAUUUGAUGAUCAUACACAAGUGAAUACAGAGUGGCUCUUCUUUUGCA